AAUGUUUCCGGUUCCGUGUUUCAGGACGAAUCUGCCGCUGCUGGAUUUCAGGCCCCUUGUUGAUGCACUUUAAUACUUUUAUAUUUUCUUAUCAGGUUAUUCAUUUCGACCCUUGAAGAGCCCUAAUUUUUGCAGAUGUCAAUAUUUGUUCAACACUAAAUCCCCGGAAUGGCUUUGAGAAACCUGUCUCUGAAGACUCUACUCUUUCUUUGGCUUUUUCAAGUUGGACGCAGGGGUUUGGCCUCUGCUCCGGAAGUCAAAGAGCCACCCAAGAAAAUUGCAAUAAUUGGAGGAGGUAUUGGAGGCACGGCGGUGGCUUAUUUCAUGCGGCAGGAGUUUGGGUCAGGAGUGAAGAUUGACGUGUUUGAGGCGGGGCCUGUCGGAGGCCGUCUGGCCACUGAGAAUAUUGGAGGAUAUGAAUAUGAGACGGGAGGAUCCAUUAUUCACCCCCUUAAUCUGCACAUGAAGCACUUUCUGGACAAACUCGGUCUGUCUCCACGAGCUGAUUUACCUUCUAAAAUGGCAAUAUUUGAUGGAAUGGAGCUGACCUUUGAAGAGAGUGAUUGGUUCAUAGUGAAUUUCAUACGCAUGCUGUGGAGAUAUGGAUUCAACUUCAUUCGGAUGCAUAUGUGGGUGGAGGGCAUCCUGGACAAGUUUAUGAGGAUAUAUCAGUACCAGCAGUUUGGUUACUCAUUCUCCAGUAUAGAGAGGCUGUUGCAUGCUAUGGGUGGAGAUGGUUUCCUCACUCUGGUUAAUCAGACACUGGAGGAGGCCAUGCUGGCUGAGGGCUUCACUCAGGUCUUUCUCAAUGAUAUUGUAGCACCCGUAACGCGUGUCAACUACGGCCAGAGUGUCAGAGUAAAUGGAUUUGUGGGUGCUGUGGCUCUUGCAGGAACUGACUCAGGUUUGUGGGCAGUAGAUGGAGGAAAUAAGAGAGUUUGCUCCGGGCUUCUGUACCAUAGCAAAGCCGAUCUUGUCCCGGCUCGUGUAACUACCAUCUCUGUGAAGAUGAGACCAUCCAAAACUGGUUCAGUUGCAAAUUUCUACGAGGUGAAUUAUGUCGGCAAGUCUGGUGCUGCCCAUUCAAUGUACGACAUUGUUGUAGUUGCCACACCUCUCCACCAGGGCGUAUCUGAGAUUAACUUCUCAGGCUUUUCCCCUCCUAUCCCAUCCCACUUCCCUGGCCGCUACCACCAAACGGUGGCCACCCUGGUCCACGGUCUACUCAACUUGUCCUAUCUGGGCACCACAGACAAACCUGAAAACUUUUUGGUCUCUGACGUCCUCACGAUGGAUAAAAAAGCCUCCAUCAUCCAUAGCCUGAGCUCUCUAGCCCCGGUGCACAUUCCUAAGGGCUACUCUCACCCCCCAGCCAGCCAAAGCAAAGUGUGGAAGAUCUUCUCCUCCCAGCCACUUUCUCAGGAGCAUCUGCAGCAAAUCUUCCUUUCCUGGGACUCCGUUGCGGAGAAGCGCUGGCUUGCGUACCCAUUUUAUAGCCCGCCACACCGCAGAACACCUCCAUUCAUACUUCACGAUCGCCUGUACUACCUCAACGCCAUAGAGUGGGCAGCCAGUGCAAUGGAGAUGAGCGCAAUCUCCGCUCGUAAUUUGGCUCUGCUUGCCCACCACCGCUGGUAUGAGCAGAUGGACAAAAUUGACCAAGAGGACCUGCACACCAGACUCAGAGGUGAACUUUGACAGAGCAGAGCAGUCCAUUUCAUCUGAACUGAUUCAUAAGCAAUAACAUCUCUUUCCUGAUUUAUACUGAAAUACUAAUGAAAAGUUUUGAUUGAAACAAAAUGCAUCUUUAUUAAUUUAUGUGAUUUACUCCAUUAUGCCCCACAAACAGUUGCUCUAUGGCCUGAUGGUUAGUUGAAGCAGAAUCUCACAAAGUCUGUCAGGAACAUGUCCAGCUCAUAUUUCACCCCAAAACAAAAGAAAGAAAUAAGAAAUUAUAUUUUGUAUACAAAAAAAUGAAGCCCAUUUUUAAGACUAUUUAGGUUGUAUGGAUUAUGACAUUAUUUUCAUGACAAUUAAGCACUUCUCCCUCAAGUUUCAUUACUGUAAUUCAGAAAAUCUUAUUAUUAUUAGUGUAGUGUGAAAAAAUCCAAUGAUUUAUAUAAAAGUAUGAAGAAUGUCAUCUUGGAAAUAUUUGUUGUAUUGCGUUUUUAAUUUAUGCUGAUUUUAACUGUCAUUGUAUUACAGUAUUUUAUUUUACUGUAAUACAGUAAAUUGUAGGGUAUACUAGUAAAGGCUGGGGUAUAUACCUUAGUAUAUUUUGGCCUUAAGUUAAACAUGACUAUUACAGUAUUAAAAAAAUAAAAAAAUAAAACAUCAAAAUGUAUUAUGUGUAUAU
Molecule: messenger RNA, 2356 nt
Organism: Myxocyprinus asiaticus (Chinese sucker)
Lineage: Eukaryota; Metazoa; Chordata; Actinopteri; Cypriniformes; Catostomidae
Product: prenylcysteine oxidase 1-like
Exons: 7
Coding region: 169-1698 (509 amino acids)
Biological process (GO): prenylcysteine catabolic process; prenylated protein catabolic process
Molecular function (GO): prenylcysteine oxidase activity
Source: RefSeq, a predicted model, not a curated record